AUGCACUCCACCGAUGAGAAAGCGAAUCCUAAAGAGGUGGAUAUCCUCCAAAUUGAGAAGGUGGAGCUUCAUGUUCCACACGUUCAAUGGUGGAAGCAGCCUGCGCUAAGGCGUCUUUACAUGGGAAUGCCCAUUCUCAUGCUUGCCGCGACAAUCAAUGGUUACGAUGGAAGUUUACUGAAUGGACUUCAGACAAUGACGGCCUGGCAGAGCUAUUUCGACAAUCCUAGUGGCUCAAGGCUGGGACUUUUCACUGCAAUCAUGAAUUUAGGAGGCUUUUGUGCGCUUUUUUUUGCGCCGUACAUUGCUGAUUUCUUCGGACGGAGAUUUGGAACCGCACUGGGCCUUGUUAUCAUGAUAAUAGGGGUUAUUAUACAAGUCGUACCCGACGUCAAUUCAAAUAUGUUCAUUGGCGGGCGAUUCCUCGUGGGCUUCGGCUCGAAUAUCUCCAUUGGCGCCGCACCGUUGUUAAUCAUGGAGCUUGCAUAUCCACAGCAUCGAGGAAAAUUGGCUACCUUGUACAAUACCAUGUGGUAUGUGGGCUCGAUCAUUGCUGCAUGGACUGUCUAUGGGACCAUAAAUUAUUCUGGCAACGUCGCCUGGAGAGUUCCUGUGGCUCUACAGGCUCUUAUGCCAUUUAUUCAGCUGGUUGGGGUUUUCUUUCUCCCAGAGAGUCCUCGCUGGCUGUGCUCCAAGGGUCGAGACGAAGAAGCCAUGGCAAUCUUAGUGAAGUACCAUGCUGAAGGUGACACUCAAAGUGACUUUGUUCGCGGCGAGUUUGCUGAGAUCCAAGAAACUCUCCGCUUGGAAAGGGAGUCUUCGAAACAAGGAUGGCUCAUCUUCCUCAAGACUUCUGGCAACCGACGACGCCUACUCCUCAUUGUCUUGACCUCAUUUUUCAGCCAGUGCUCUGGCAACGGCCUGGUAUCAUACUACUUGCACGACAUCCUCAGUUCCGUGGGCAUCACGAACCCGACGGACCAAUCUCUCUUUAACGGCGGUCUUCAGAUCUGGUCGUGGUUGGUGUCCAUUGCCUUUUCUGUUUCUCUGGUAGACAAACUCGGCAGAAAGACACUCUUCCUAAUUGCAGGAAUUGGUAUGCUUCUUGCUUUUAGUGCUUGGACCGGUUGCUCUGCAGUAUAUGCGGAAUCUGGCAACACUGGGGCCGGGUCCGCCGUACUCGCCAUGAUAUUUCUCUUUUACGGCGUUGCCGGAUUUGCCUGGCCCGGACUGACCGUCGCAUAUUCGUCUGAAAUUCUACCUUACAGCAUCCGUGCCAAGGGUCUCUCGCUUUGCCUUGGUGUCACUGCCCUCUCCGGGGUAUUGAAUCAAUAUGUCAAUCCAAUCGGACUCGCCCAUUUGGCAUGGAAGUUCUAUUUCGUAUACAUUGUUAUCCUCGUUAUCGAGGUGGUCUGCAUCUGGUUCCUUUUCGUGGAGACAAAGGGUCCUACCCUGGAGGAGAUUGCACCAUUGUUCGAUGGUGAUACUGCCCAAGUCGCUGGCAGUGACCAGAUCCUAGGCCCCAAGAAAGUGUGA
Messenger RNA from Penicillium verhagenii, 1536 nucleotides. RefSeq names its product sugar porter family MFS transporter. The transcript is spliced from 7 exons. Lineage: Eukaryota; Fungi; Ascomycota; Eurotiomycetes; Eurotiales; Aspergillaceae. Gene Ontology annotation, cellular component: membrane. Gene Ontology annotation, molecular function: carbohydrate:proton symporter activity. The record is from RefSeq and is a predicted model, not a curated record. The coding region runs from base 1 to 1536 and encodes 511 amino acids. Gene Ontology annotation, biological process: carbohydrate transport; transmembrane transport.